Medicago truncatula (barrel medic) is the source of this 1553-nucleotide messenger RNA. RefSeq names its product G-box-binding factor 1. Gene Ontology annotation, cellular component: nucleus. The transcript is spliced from 8 exons. Gene Ontology annotation, molecular function: sequence-specific DNA binding; DNA-binding transcription factor activity. The coding region runs from base 812 to 1369 and encodes 185 amino acids. NCBI's taxonomy places the organism in Eukaryota, Viridiplantae, Streptophyta, Magnoliopsida, Fabales, Fabaceae. The record is from RefSeq and is a predicted model, not a curated record. Gene Ontology annotation, biological process: regulation of DNA-templated transcription.
UUUUCGAUUCCUACUAUUUGCUUGAUUUUUUUUUUUUUUCUUCUGGUUUAGCGAUUGAAAUAUGUUCUCUUAAGUCUUAUGUGUUUUAUAUUUGCCACAAGGGUAGUGAUUUCUAUUUGUCAGACUUACUAGUUAUCUCAACAAUUUUUAGUCAGACUUGUCUCUCAAUUCUACUACUCUGGAUUAUCAGGAUCCCUUGUUAAGAGUUGAAAGGUUAAGACUUGAAUAAAAGAUUAAAGUAGCUUUAAUUUUUUUGAAAUAUCUAUGACGAUGCAACCAAGAAAAGGGUUAUUUUCCGUGUCACUAUCAGUGUUGUUAAAUAGAGGCAAUAGCAUGGCAGAAUUUGAACAAAUCCCUUUUUGUUCCUUGAUACUCUAUUUAAUACAAUUACAAUUAUUGUGAAAUAGCGGCGCUAUAGCACUGUUGUUGUAUAGCAAAAUUUGAACAAACUUCUGUUUGCCACAUGUGAUUGAAUAGAGAUAGAUUGCUUUUAUUUAUUUAGGUGCAUAUACAAAAUCUCCUUCUUUCUUCAAAGUUUGAACCUAUCAAACCCGAUAAGGGACAUUAUUUGAGUAAUUGAUAAACUUUUAAAUAUACGACAUUACAUACAUAAUUAUUUUUCCUUAGAAAACACAAGUAGAGUAGAAGAUUGUACAUUAUCUUGGUGUUCUGAUUUAAGAUCAAUUAUUUAUUCAGGAAGCUACUGGAUUAUCAAGUUUCUCAAGUUUGAUGAGGAAAGAAGAAUUCGAUCCAUCUGGAAGACCUUACUAUUUUGUUCUGCCUCAAGAUUCAACAAACUCCAUACAAUCCUAUGCUACCACAUUGGGCUACACCUAUGCAGGCUUGUUACAAUCCCGAGUUUACUCCAAAUCCCUAUUAUAAUCAUCCACCUGCAGCUGGUUCUUACUUGAAUCAUCAGUCUGAAGCUGAUUCUUACUUGAAUCAUCAGUAUGCAGCUGGUUCUUACAUGGAUCAUCAGUACAUGUGGCAAAAUCAGGAAAACAACACACUGCUUCAAUGUAAUGCUCUACAUGAUCCUGCGAAGCUCUCCAAUAAAUCUAUUCUGGCUGAGGAUGCUGCAAUUGCUUUCUCAGAAAUGGAAGCUGAUGAUAUUAGAAAAGACAGAAAAAGACAAUCAAACAGGGAAUCAGCUAAGAGAACAAGGUUAAGGAAAAAGCAUGAACGUGAAGAUCGUACAAAGAUAGAGACUCUUAACGAAGAAAUUGCUGUCCUAACAAAACAACUGAAAAGUUAUUUUGAGGCAUGUCUGGAGCUGGCUGAGGAAAACGAUUCCAUUGAGGAAGAGCUAAUUAAGGAGUAUGGACCAGAAUUAAUUGCAGAUCUAUUGUUCAUGAAGCCUACUGCUUGACAUUGUUACUGAUGGUCUCCCAAAUAACAGUUUUAAGAUAGGAAACAUCUAACAACUGAUCAGAAUCUAUCAUUUUUUAUUUAUUUGGGCUGGACUUAAGUUCUUAAUUAGACAUGAUGAUAUAUUUGUAAAUCAACAGAUAGUUUUUUGAGAGCAACAUUAAUAGAUACUAUUUAAAUCUGUU